This is a messenger RNA of Cladophialophora yegresii CBS 114405, 864 nucleotides long. Its product is annotated as catechol O-methyltransferase. Bases 1 to 864 code for a protein of 287 amino acids. NCBI's taxonomy places the organism in Eukaryota, Fungi, Ascomycota, Eurotiomycetes, Chaetothyriales, Herpotrichiellaceae. Gene Ontology annotation, molecular function: O-methyltransferase activity. The record is from RefSeq and is a predicted model, not a curated record. The transcript is spliced from 3 exons.
AUGGCUGAAUUUGACCCUCAGAAGAAAUACCAGGAACAAGAGGAGACAUUUUUUGACGAUGGCCGCGAGAUCGAGCUUCUGCAUUUCAUCUACAACAGACCUGACAUCGAGGACAUUCGAGAUUCCCCUCCCAAGGUGCUUGCUGCCAUUGACGAGUUCGCCCGAACGAAGAAGUACCUGAUGAACGUUGGGGAGGACAAAGGCCGAAUCGUGGCGGAUCUCAUAGCCGAGGUCAAGCCUCAGGUCAUGGUCGAGCUUGGCGGUUACGUUGGAUAUUCGUGCAUUCUCUUCGGAGAUGUCAUGCGUCAUGCCGGUGGCAAACGAUACUUCAGCCUCGAACGGAACCCGGAAUUCGCCGCUGUCAUUUCUUCCCUCGUGGAUCUCGCUGGAUUGGGCGACAUUGUCAAAGUCGUUGUAGGGUCCAGCGAUGUUUCGAUCAAGCGGCUACAUGCACGAGGAGCCCUGCAGCACAUUGACUUGAUGUUCCUCGACCAUUACAAGCCGGCGUACACGACGGACCUGAAGCUCUGUGAGGAGCUCAAGCUGGUUACUCCUGGGACUGUGCUUGCCGCCGACAACGUCAUCAAGCCUGGCAAUCCACCCUACCUCGAAUAUGUCCGCAGCACCGUUGAGCAGAAGAAGCAGGCUAGCAAGUCGGGCGCGACCGUCAACGGUGUCGACAGUCGUUUUGCUGACCGGACGGCAAAACAGUACUUCCAGAGAGAAGGAGAGGCCAAGCUAGACGAAUCUGCUACGGGGAAUCCGUUACUGAUAUACGAAAGUAAGUUGGUGCAUAGCUACGAACCUUCUGGCGUACCGGAUGCCCUCGAAAUCACCAGAUGUGUAGGCCUGGCGGAGGCAUAA